Messenger RNA from Toxorhynchites rutilus septentrionalis, 1059 nucleotides. RefSeq lists its product as uncharacterized. Lineage: Eukaryota; Metazoa; Arthropoda; Insecta; Diptera; Culicidae. The record is from RefSeq and is a predicted model, not a curated record. Gene Ontology annotation, molecular function: nucleic acid binding. The coding region runs from base 1 to 1059 and encodes 352 amino acids. Gene Ontology annotation, biological process: DNA integration. The transcript has 2 exons.
AUGACGACAUCACUGAGUACAUUCGAAGCUGUACCAGCUGUGCGAAUGCGAAAAAAUCUCUACCACAAGCAGAGCCACAUCCGUGGUAGACCGCAGAAGGUCCAUGGGAACGUAUUCAUGUGGACCGAUCGACGGGUUCAACUAUCUGGUCAUCGUCGAUGUGGCGGGUUCAACUAUCUUGUCAUCGUCAAGUGGCCAGAGAUGUUCCAGACGAAAUCAACGACAGCUUCUUCGACGAUCGGGUUCCUCACAGAGAGCUUUGCCAGAUUCGGCGUACCGAAGCUGGGCAUCAUCCAUUUCCGCACUGCACCGUUCCACCCCCAAUCGAAUGGUCAAGCGGAAAGAUUCGUCGACACGCUUAAGAGGUCACUGCGCAAAAUCCAAGAGGGGGAAGGAUUACCAGCAUCUGCAGCACUACAAACCUUUCUGCAGGUAUAUCGAGCAACUCCGUCCAAUCUGCUCGAGGGAAAAUCCCCUUCGGAAGUGCUGAACGGCAGAAAAAUGCGGACAACAUUGGAUUUGCUGAAGCCUUCGAACAUACUCCUACAACCACCGGUAGCAGCCAAGCCUUGCCAAGCACGGAAACUUGCAGCCGGAUCACUGGUAUUCGCGAAGGUGCACAAAAACACCACCACCUGGAAGUGGCAAUCUGGAGUCAUCAUUGAGGCGAUUGGGAAUGUACAUUACAAUGUACUUCUUGAUGCACCAUCCGGACGAAAGCGGAUAAUUCGUUCUCACAUCGAUCAACUUCGGACCAACGACACUGGAAAACAAGAAAAAACAGAAAUUGGACUACCGCUGAGCAUUCUUUUGGACGAUUUCGGAAUGACAACAAAUGCGGAGUUUCCCGACGAAAAUUCUUCUUUCGUUUCAGCACAAGAAUUACCUGACCUUCCGGACGAUCCGGAACUUCCAGACGAUCCUGAACUGCCGGACGAUGAACCGGAGCCUAUUCAACCUGGACCAUUUUCUGCAGUAUAUGGUUCUACGCUGGCACGAUCAAAGCCAAAACGAAACAUCAACCCUCCACAACGUUUUCAAGACUAUGUUCUUUCUUAG